Ambispora leptoticha is the source of this 477-nucleotide messenger RNA. The record is from the annotation of a GenBank genome assembly. NCBI's taxonomy places the organism in Eukaryota, Fungi, Glomeromycota, Glomeromycetes, Archaeosporales, Ambisporaceae.
AUGAGCAAGCAAAUUUCUCUCAUCAAUUUCUUGGUUACUUUGACUAUCUUCGCUUUUGUCUUCUCUUCAUCGGCUAAUGCCACGCCCUUAAAGAGAGCUGCUCCAACAUGCAAUCAGACAGUCGACUAUUGCACAUUUGAACCUCAAAAGGGAAAUAAAUCGCAACAAGUUCUCGGCAUGGUUACUUUUACACGAUUCACCAAUUGCACAGUGAGGGUCACCGGCCAAUUCAAUACAGUUAAUGGCUCUUCGUCCAACUACGAUUUCCAUGUAAUCCGAAGUGUCGCUACGAAAGAUCAGCCCAUCCACGAUUUUGACAACUGUCUUGCUGACCAAAUCAAUCAACCUUUUCAAUGUGAUCUAUCAGCCGGUUCCGUUCCAUUUGACAGUCUCGUAGGUAACCUUUGUGUAGUGAUGUUCGAAAAUGGUCAAGUUGACGAUGUUGUCAAUGGAACUGCUCGGGUCAAACAAGUUUAA